AUGGACAUGACCAGCGUGUGCGUGUGCCGCCGCCAAGCCGACGCCACGGCUCCUCUCCCAACGUCCCUGCGCGCGCCCAAGCCGCCCAUCCAAGCACAGAGCACCGAAUCUCGCUACUGCUACGCCCACACUGACUCUCCCGCGCCCAUCUGUCCCACGCAAACACCUACUGACGCCGCCUCCAAGGAGAAAAAAAAAAGACAUAUCCCCCCUCACAGGUCAGCAUAUGGAGCCCAUGGCAAGCGUGCAAGCAAAGACGCCCAUGCAUCGCCGCCAUGCCAUGGACAUGUCCAUUUCCAUUCCGUUCCCUUUCACCCGCCCUCUAGCGUCGUCGCACUCGCUUCUCCCUGUCACGUUGCAUCCACACUACCACUACCACUACCACUGCCACUACGCCAGGCACAAUCAGCCUCAAACCCCCUUCCCAUCCGCCGCAAAGCGAUCAUAAUGUCCGCCCCCUGUCCUUAG
Exserohilum turcica Et28A is the source of this 468-nucleotide messenger RNA. RefSeq lists its product as uncharacterized. The coding region runs from base 1 to 468 and encodes 155 amino acids. The transcript has a single exon. The record is from RefSeq and is a predicted model, not a curated record. Lineage: Eukaryota; Fungi; Ascomycota; Dothideomycetes; Pleosporales; Pleosporaceae.